This is a messenger RNA of Pleuronectes platessa (European plaice), 1161 nucleotides long. RefSeq lists its product as uncharacterized. Lineage: Eukaryota; Metazoa; Chordata; Actinopteri; Pleuronectiformes; Pleuronectidae. Gene Ontology annotation, biological process: DNA integration. The record is from RefSeq and is a predicted model, not a curated record. Bases 151 to 1161 code for a protein of 336 amino acids. The transcript has 6 exons. Gene Ontology annotation, molecular function: nucleic acid binding.
GAUGUAGCUGUGGUUGAAUGGACUGGGAGUGUGGGGCGACCCCGGCUAAACAUAGAAAGUCAAACCCUCCUGAAUCUACUCAGUACUGGGUUACCACUGACUUCUUUGACUGACCUCCAUGGCAUUUCAAGGUCAACUCUGUAUAGACGGAUGCAAGAGCAUAACCUCUCUGUCAGAAAAUGCUAUUCUGACAUAUCAGAUGAUGUGCUAGAUCAGAAGGUUAGGUCUAUAAAGGCAAGAAUGCCCCAUGCUGGCUACAGGCUAGUGAAAGGAUCUCUACAAGCAAUGGGGCAUCGGAUUUCGUGGAGAAGAGUAAAGAUGUCAUUGCAGCGUGUGGAUGGUGCAGGAAUAAUUGCCAGGAUGGUCCAGCUGUCUUGCAUUGCAAGACGGACAUACUCUGUUCCCGCUCCCUUGUCUCUUGUCCACAUCGACACAAACCACAAGUUAAUAAGGUACAACAUUGUGAUUUUUGGAGCAAUUGAUGGCUUUUCAAGGAAGAUCUUUUACCUGGACACAGCUGGGAAUAACAGAGCAGAGACGGCUUUUGGAUUCUUCAUGGAUGGAGUUCGGAAAAAUGGAUGGCCAUCAAGAGUACGAGCCGAUCAAGGGGUUGAAAAUGUAGACAUCGCUAGAUGCAUGUUUACUGUGCGAGGAACAGCCCGUGGCAGCUUUAUUGCUGGAAAAAGCGUCCAUAACCAGAGAGUGGAACGCCUAUGGAGAGAUGUUUGGAGUGUAACGUGUCAGUACUACGACGUGCUCCACAGUUUGGAGGAAGAGGGCUUCAUUGACCUGUCCAUUGCUGUCCACCUCUUCUGUGUGGGCUAUGUCUUCAUACCACGACUACGAUCAGAUUUGCAGCAUUUUACGGAGAGCUGGAAUUGUCACCCCUUAAGCACAGAGGGAAAUCUGACACCGAAUCAGCUAUGGAUGAUCGGGAUGCUGCAAGCACCUGUGCCAGAGCCAGACCUGGUAGAGAUCCAGCAAGCUGAGGACCAACCCUCUCAGGAACAGCAAAGUGACAACACUGAGCAUGGAGUUAUUGUACCAGACAUCCAAUGUCCCCUGUCAGCUGAAAGACUUGCUGCACUACAGCACCUAGUGAACCCCACCACCGAGUCCUCAUCCUUUGGUCGGGACAGCUUUCGGACUCUAACAUUCUGA